Molecule: messenger RNA, 1419 nt
Organism: Durio zibethinus
Lineage: Eukaryota; Viridiplantae; Streptophyta; Magnoliopsida; Malvales; Malvaceae
Source: RefSeq, a predicted model, not a curated record
AGACCCCAUUAUCAGCCCCAUGUCUCUCUUUUUCUCUAUCUAUCCCAUGCAUGAAACCAAUCAAUUGAGUAUCUUUGCCUCUGCUAAAGGAAACUGAAAAACCUUGAAACAAACCCACAACUUCGUUUUUUUUUUCCUUGCCAUUUUUCAAGUUUUUUUUUUCUCUGUUGUGUUUCCAUGAUGUCUUCUGAUAAUCCUCCUGUAAAACCAGCUAGUACUAAGGAAGAAAACCAAAGCAGUGGCAACCGGAAAACAGCUUCAACAAGGCCACAAGAGCAAGCCCUAAAGUGCCCGAGAUGUGACUCUUCCAACACUAAAUUCUGUUACUACAACAACUACAGCCUCACUCAACCAAGGCAUUUUUGCAAGACUUGUAGGAGGUACUGGACAAAAGGUGGGGCUUUGCGUAACGUACCAAUCGGUGGAGGUUGCCGCAAGAACAAGAAGAUAAAAUCGUCUUCAAGGCUGUCAGGUGACUCCAAAGACUCCACCUCAUCUUCAGAGAUGGGAGGAUUGAAGUUCUUUCAUGGCCUUUCUCCAGCCAUGGAUUUUCAGCUUGGCGGGUUGUCAUUUCCUAGGCUUAAUCCAUCACCGGCUGGUAUUUAUAACCAGUUUGCUUCAUUUGGAGAAAGUACUAACCCUUCUUUCAGUCUUGACCCAUCUGGUAGCUCUUGUUCUUUGAUGGGGUUUAGUAAUUAUCCAUUAUCCUCGGUUACCAGUGGCCUUAGUGGUGCAACUCAGGAGAUGGGUUCGCUGAAUGUUAAUAGUAGCCUUGCCUCUUCAAUUGAGUCUUUAAGUUCCAUAAACCAGGAUUUACACUGGAAGUUGCAGCAGCAAAGAUUGGCUAUGCUUUUUGGAGGAGAGAAUCAAAAGGAAAAUAGCACUACUGUUUCUUCAGUUCCACUUGAGAACCUAGCACAAAAGCCACAACCCAUUUUGUUCCAGAAUCUGGAGGUUUCAAAACAUGAAAUUUCAGCUGUUGGGAAUCCAAGAAAAGGCACAAGCAAUGAAACCGCCACGGAAUGGUUCUUUGGGAAUUCUUAUGCACCAGUAACUCCAACUCCAACCACUAGCGGCAAUGGCAAUGAUAAUACCACAAGCAACUGGAAUGGGGUUCAAGCAUGGAAUGAUUUGCAUCAGUACAGCACGUUGCCCUGAAAAGAGAAGGAUAAAAAAAGGUAGACCCUAAAAGGAAGAUAUGGAAAAAAGGGAAAUAGAGAAAGGAGUAAUAUAUUUUCUCAAAACCAAAUUAGUCUGUUUAAAAUGUUUUUCAGAUAUCAACAUGUCGACCUUGGAGGUAAAAAAUAUAGUUUUUUUUUUCUUUUUUUCCUUUUAUUAUUUAUUUUAAUAAGAUGUUGAACAUUAGGCACUUUAUAAUUUGUGUUCUUUUUGUUUCUGCCAAUUCUUCUUGUUUUGGCA